Messenger RNA from Periophthalmus magnuspinnatus, 6067 nucleotides. It is a transcript of the gene sema6a, whose product is annotated as sema domain, transmembrane domain (TM), and cytoplasmic domain, (semaphorin) 6A. Gene Ontology annotation, molecular function: chemorepellent activity; semaphorin receptor binding. The coding region runs from base 404 to 3436 and encodes 1010 amino acids. The record is from RefSeq and is a predicted model, not a curated record. The transcript is spliced from 19 exons. Lineage: Eukaryota; Metazoa; Chordata; Actinopteri; Gobiiformes; Gobiidae. Gene Ontology annotation, biological process: neural crest cell migration; negative chemotaxis; axon guidance.
CGCAGCGCUCCAGUCUAGUGCUAAGAAGCUUCAUCUCCAAAUAGGAUGAUGACCGUAGGCUUUUGUGGAAAGCACUGUUCAGCUCCGUGAAGCUAGUUCUGGGACUCCGCUCUCUUCACUUUACCCACGAGGACUUUGAAAGCAUUUUUACCCUCUAAAGUGUGGAUAUUGGAUGGAUAUUUCUAUUUGGGGAGGUGAAUUUGAGCGCGGCAUGUAACAAAAAGAAGAAGCGCAAGAGAAAAGUAGCGCUCGUGUUGUUAUCCCAAGACCCGUUUUGGACUGCUUUGAGAGCGGUAUCUCAUGGAUUACUAAAGGACAGAGCAGUACAACACUCCGCGGAACACCCAUUCAUGAGCUGAAGACUGAGGCGUGAGGCAGUGGACCGCAGCAGAGUGGUGCGACCAUGAGACCCGAGCUCGCCCUCGUCCUGAGCCUGCUGCAGCUGGUCGGGGCAGGCUUCCCUGAGGACUCCGAGCCCAUCAGCAUCUCCCACGGCAACUAUACGAAGCAGUACCCAGCCUUUGUGGGACAUAAACCUGGCAGGAACAACACACAGAGGCACAAACUGGAUAUCCAGCUCAUCAUGAUCAUGAACAAGACUCUGUACAUCGCAGCCAGGGACCACAUAUACACGGUGGACACGGACACUGGCCACGCCGAUGAGAUCUUUUUCAGUAAGAAGCUGACGUGGAAGUCCAGGCAGGCCGACGUGGACACGUGCAGAAUGAAAGGAAAGCAUAAGGACGAGUGCCAUAACUUCAUCAAAGUCCUGCUGCAGCAGAAUGACGACACUCUGUUUGUGUGUGGGACCAAUGCGUUCAACCCCUCCUGCAGGACAUAUAAGAUGGACAGCCUGGAGGCGCUGGGAGAAGAAAUUAGCGGCAUGGCGAGAUGUCCAUAUGACGCCAAGCACGCCAACGUUGCUCUCUUCGCCGAUGGCAAGCUGUACUCUGCCACGGUAACAGACUUCCUAGCGAUCGAUGCGGUCAUCUAUCGUAGCCUAGGAGACAGCCCGACUCUUCGCACGGUCAAGCACGACUCUAAAUGGCUAAAAGAGCCCUACUUUGUACAAGCAGUCAAUUAUGGAGACUUCAUCUACUUCUUCUUUCGGGAAAUUGCCAUGGAGUACAACACAAUGGGAAAGGUGGUGUUCCCCCGUGUGGCCAGAGUGUGUAAGAACGACCGCGGAGGCUCUCCUCGGGUCUUGGAGAAACAGUGGACCUCUUUCCUGAAGGCUCGUCUCAACUGCUCCAUCCCCGGAGACUCCCACUUUUACUUCAACAUCCUGCAGGCUGUGACCGACGUCAUCCACAUCAACGGAAGAGAUGUGGUCAUGGCCACGUUUUCUACUCCCUACAACAGUAUUCCAGGCUCAGCUGUCUGCGCCUACGACAUGGCAGAGGUGGCCAACACGUUCACGGGCCGAUUCAAAGAGCAGAAAUCCCCUGACUCCACCUGGACGCCUUUUCCUGAAGACAAGGUUCCCAGGCCCAGACCGGGAACCUGCGCUGGCUCCGCGUCCAUGGAGAGGCACAAGGUCUCCAACGAGUUUCCGGACGACACCCUGAACUUUAUUAAGAUGCACCCGCUAAUGGACGAAGCCGUGCCCUCCAUCGCCCACAAGCCAUGGUUCUUGAAGACCAUGGUGCGGUACCGUCUGACGCGCAUCGUUGUGGACAGUGAGGCGGGGCCGCACAGAAACCACACAGUCGUCUUCCUGGGCUCAGAGAAAGGCAUUAUCCUCAAGUUUCUGGCCAAAAUGAACAGCGGCUUCCUCAACGAUAGCCUCUUUCUGGAAGAGCUCAACGUCUACAACCCUGACAAGUGCAGUAUAGACGGCGUGGAGGACAAGCGCAUCGUCGGUAUGCAGAUCGACAGUACGAGCCAUGCGCUGUGGGUCGCCUUCACCUCCUGUGUGGUUAAAGUGCCGCUGUCACGCUGCGAGAAACACGGACACUGCAAGAAGUCAUGUAUCGCCUCCAGAGAUCCGUACUGCGGUUGGGUGUCAGAAGGAGCAUGCCGACAGGUGGUUGGCAAUGUCAAAUCGGCCUUUGAACAAGACGUGGAGCAUGGCAACACAGAUGGCUUGGGAGACUGCCAAAAUUCCUUUGUGGCGCUGAACGGCCACCAUCACCAGCACCAUCACUACUCCAUGUCCAUGCCCACCUCGGCCCUCCCCGAGGCCGCCGAGGGGCCCCUGGGACGGGGCCGCAUGGUGGAGAGGAAGGAGCCUCCCAUCCUGAGCUCAGACAAAGUAGAGGAACCCUACUUGGCCGUGCCCUCUCAGACUCAGCCCGAAGCCAAUGGUGUGAUCCGGGAGAGCUAUCAGAAGAGCCGGGACCAGCUGGUGCCUGUCACGCUGUUGGCCAUCGCAGUCAUCCUGGCCUUCGCCAUGGGCGCCAUCUUCUCUGGGCUCAUCGUGUACUGUGUGUGCGACCACCGGCGCCGGGAUGUAGACACCGCAGGACGUAAAGAGAAAGAGGGUCACCACGCACACUCACGGAGAGGCUCUAUGAACAGUGUGACUAAACUCAGCGGGCUGUUCGAGACACAGGCCAAGGACGGGCGACCAGAGGCCAUCCUCACCCCGCUCAUGCACAACGGACGCCUCGCCAGCGCCAAGAUGCUGAUCAAAGCGGACCAGCACCACUUGGACCUGACAGCCCUGCCCACGCCUGAGUCCACCCCUAUGCAGCCCCGCCGCAAGCCCAGCCGGGGCAGCCGCGAGUGGGAGCGCAACCAGAACCUGAUCAACGCCUGCACCAAGGACAUGGCACCCAUGGGUUCCCCUGUGAUCUCCGACCUUCCUCUCAGGGCGUCCCCGGGCCACAUCCCCAGUGUAGUGGUGCUGCCUCUGCCCCAGCACCAGCACCAGCUGCAGUCCCACCUGCAGGCCUACCAGCACGAGUAUGUGGAGCAGCCACACCACAGCGAGCUGGGCAUGGGGCACAUGGACGAGGCGGCCACGCUGGAGUACAAGACGGUCAAGAACCACAGCCACAGCAUGGUGGAUCCCGACGGGAUGCUGCCCCCCCGCGUGCCGCAGAGAGAGGCAUCCCUCAGCAUCCCCCCCGCGGUGCCGCAGAUGGGCAAACGCCUGGAGGUGCACUCCUCAGUGUACGGCCUGAGGAAAGGCUCCGCCUCCUCCGCUUCGGGGUCGUCCGCUCUCAAGAAGCACAACACCAACUCGUCCAACUCGUCCCAUCUGGCGAGACAUCACAGUUUUAACCGUGUGGAGACUCCACCCCCUGCUCCCCAGAGGGUGGACUCAAUACAAAUGACAGCACAGGGCAUGUCUCUGUCGUCACGGCAACCUGGUAUGAGCGCCUAUGGGUCCCUCCCCAGAACAGGCAUCAAACACCUCAAACCUGAUGUCCCUCCUAAACCCUCGGUGGUGUCCCUGUCCACAAAAGUCAAGUCCAGUGACUGCACAUAGUGCGCCUGCGAGCACUGAGGGACAGGUCUCAGAGACACAGGGGACACUGUUGCAUCUCCUUUUAGUGUUUUGCUGUUUGUUUAGGUGUACAGUACAGUGGAAACAUUUUUAAGACCACUUUCUUUUUAUAUAAAUAUGUAAAUAUGAUGCAAAUGGUUGUUGUCAUUUCCUGCCCUCACAGAGCUCAUACUCUGGUUGGGAACAUGUGCUACUGAAAGUUGGUCCUGAAUAUUUGAACUGUCGGCGUCCUGUAGCAUUCAGUGAGGCCUCUCUCACAGGAGAGAGGGUUGUACAGUGGCAGAGGCAGAGACAUAUAAAGGUAAACAGUAUAAAGGCAGCAGCCUGUUCAAACUGUGAAGAGCAUCUCAGUGUUACAGCAAUCAUGGGACCAGAGGAAUCUUCUACUGUACCAGGACUGAGAACUCAUGACUGUUAACACUAAUAGCAUCUUGUAUUUAUUUUUAAUAAGUGCUUUUGAAAAACAGACUGACUUUGUAGGUUCAGUACGCAGGGAAAGAAACAAAUCUUUUAAUAACAAAUAAUCAAGUGUGAGGUAAAGAAUAUUUAAAGUCAUUAAACUGGAGCCAGUCGAAGCUGGACGGAGGUCCAUGUGGUCUUACUGUGAUCGACAGAGGAACACAUAUUUAUUUAACUGUGCCACAGGGACCACAGAAGAUCAUCUCUGACCAAUCAGAAAAGACUUCCUCAAUCCCUUUCAUGUCUCCAAUCAGCACUGUGCUUUUGUGUGGUUCAAACAUUCGUCCUGAUUGGUCGCUGGCUUGUACCAGUGCCGUCAAACAUCACUGUUGCAUGUUGCAAACAAAUAAGAGGCGCAGCAACAGUCUGGAAUCAGCAAACACACACAUGAAGAAGACACCGGGCGAGGUGGUCCUCAGGCCCGGGCAGGUGAAGACUCAAAGGUGGAUCGCCUGCUUCUUUUCCACAUGUAAAUUUGUGCCUUACACCUUAAAUAGUGUUUUCUUUCAUAGCUGUUAACUUCAUCUUCUUGUAGUAUUUUUUAUUUUUCUUACAUGAUGUUUCCCUGGUUUGAUAAAAUGCAAUUAAAGAAUGUAGGUGUUCUUGUUGUACUUCUGGUCCCCCUGACAUAACACACUCCACAUGCACACUCUAACUCACACAUCUUUGUGGUUUCUUUCAGAUUGUGCCAUUAAAGCGCUUAAAGCGACCCUUUAUGUUGUGUUGGCAGUGUCUACAAGUGUUUUCGUUUUCUCUUUUAUACAAUGGAACUGAAGUCCUGUUCUUUGUUCAGACCUUUUGUUGUCUUUGUUUUGAGUGGUGGUCUAUUGACGGACUAUCUGAACUAUAAACAUGUGUUACUUGAGAAGGCCAAUGUAAGUGUAUCAGGAUGGUGCACUGCAAUAACUCCCCCGUAUAAGCAAAGGUCCAGUAGGAGCUGGAGCAUAAGCAGGCUGGUUCCUGUGAAGACGAAAUCAUGAGAAUCUAACUUUCCCUUUUUUCAAAUGAAAAUACAUUUAGAAAAAAAAACUAAAACUAAACGUUUUGGAUCAACUCUGAAAAUCUUAAACUUCGUGAGAGUUCCACUAAAAUCGGAUUUCAUUGGUCUUUAUACUUUUGUAUUGAUCACUCCCCUGAACUAAAUGAACCAAGCACUCCCCCAUAGUGUUGUAUGUGUAGAUAGGUCAAUGUUUUGAUAUGAAGCAAUUUUGAGUUUCUCAAUGGAGAAAAGCCAACUCGAUCUCAAUCCACAGCUAAAGGUGACACGCCUGUGUUUGGAUGUUUACAGGGUCCAGGGCCACUUUCACAUCAGUGUCUGAAGAUACAUUUAGUAAAUGUUUUAUCUGAUUUAGUUAAACCAACAAUUGCCAUGCAAAGAAAAGCAUUUUGAUACUUGCUGAUUUUAUCAAAUUGGCCAUAAAAUUGAAUUUUGUUUAUGCAUGAAAAGUUCUGUUCUCAAAUUAGACACUUUUGUGAAACUGGCUCCAGUGUGUAUGACUGGCUAUGUUCACGCUGAAUACUUUUUAUUAUAUUACAAUCUCUCUCAGACGUUUCACUUAAGUUUAAAUUCCACCUGCAACAGAAAAUAAAUAAAAGCUAGAAACUGCAUAAACUCUUCAUUGUCCCACACACCACAGAGCAUUUGCAUAAUGAUAUUUUCAACACAAACAUAGUGUGGACAUAGCCAGUGUCGUGUUUAUCAAUGAGAAGAGUGAGAGGGGACAGAGCCUCUAAACACUUGACUGAACAAUGCUUAAAAGAAGGACACUACGGCGCCUUAGAGGAACUGCACUACUUAAUGUGUGAGCACUUCAAACCUUCAGUUGUGCAGUGCUGACAGAAUGUGGACACGAGUACUGUUGUUCCCUCAUAGGUCAAAGGUCGUGUCCACUUCCUGUCGCCGGGUGCACGUAGCGUAGCAUGUAGCUCAGACGAGACAGGGCCUUGACUGUGAAUGGGGCUGUGGACAGUGAGGUUCUUUGGUGCGUGCCUUUUUGUCUCUCCACCCUUGUUCUAACAGCGCUCUGCGAAAUCCACCUUUUUGAACUUUGUAAGCUUGUAAAAUAUAUUGUGACGUCACACCAGUUUUUUGCCCUCUACACCUCCCUUAACAUCACAGCUUAAUGUAUGUUGUAAAGAAGAAAACUCUUUAAU